Acaulospora colombiana is the source of this 878-nucleotide messenger RNA. The record is from the annotation of a GenBank genome assembly. NCBI's taxonomy places the organism in Eukaryota, Fungi, Glomeromycota, Glomeromycetes, Diversisporales, Acaulosporaceae.
AUGGAAGCGCCAAGGUAUACGGCCACACGACUCUGUCUCCAUUGUGAGAAGAGAUUUCCCAUUGCAGGUGGCUCUUUCACAAAACACGAGUCCAACUGCGUUCGGAAUCAGGAAGAGGAGAGAGAAGCCGCUGUUUUUACCCUGGAACUAAACCGGAACGAGAGGCCCAGGAGAGCGAGCAAAGAAAGACAUCAGGAAUCCCAGGUGCCGUCGAGAAAGUUUCACUCGAUGAGUGGGAUGUUGGAAGAGACGGGGGAGGAUGCGACUCUGGGACUCGAGACUGGCGAUGGGCUCGAGGAUGGGGAAUUAUUACCAACUCAAGACCCUUAUGUACAAGUCACACCUCACCCCCGUGGUGGGCAACGGCCCUAUGUGCUAGGCCUUGUACAUCCACCGGAUGAGCCAAUCUUAGGGAGUCAACUGUUAAUCCCCCCAUAUGCACCAUUUCCAUCGGAAGCCGACUUCUAUUUCAUCUCAAGCCGUGUUCAGCGCACUCAUCCAACGGGGAUAUCGACUUCGACCUCAAAAAUAUGCGGAAUGGAAAGUGGUGUGACACUUGUCACCUCACUCUCAAGGAUACAGCCACCACAACACCCCUAUGGUCUACCGGCCGGAUCUGCACAACAGACCCCCACUGCAUCCAGGAGUGAGAACCGCCUACCACUGUUAGCUACUCCUGAAGAGAUGGCCAAAAGCAUUGCUUCUCUUCAGCAAAAGCUAAGCGAGACUGAAAAGCGUUGUCAAGCAGCAGAGGAGGAGCUACAAUUUCUCAAGAAUGGGAGAGGGAACAAGUCUACAGAACAAGAUACGACUGUGCUGCGUCCCGAUAGCCUCUUGUCAGCAAUAAAUAUCCCUGUAGACUAUGCAUCUGGCUCGGG